Molecule: messenger RNA, 609 nt
Organism: Hibiscus syriacus
Lineage: Eukaryota; Viridiplantae; Streptophyta; Magnoliopsida; Malvales; Malvaceae
Product: 60S ribosomal protein L31-like
Exons: 3
Coding region: 170-532 (120 amino acids)
Biological process (GO): cytoplasmic translation
Cellular component (GO): cytosolic large ribosomal subunit; ribosome
Molecular function (GO): structural constituent of ribosome
Source: RefSeq, a predicted model, not a curated record
UCCACUUUCUGAUGAACAUAGAAACUUCCUGCAAGUCAAGAAUUCAUUGAUGGAAGAGAGUUCAGUUCCAGCAUUAUUGAUAUUUUAUUUCCAGUGUGAAAUGGAUUCAGCGACAUAUUGUGUUCUUUGUAUGUUCCGAUGGUAGGGAUUAAAUCCAGAAAGAGUGAAAAUGGUUGAGAAAACAAGGGGAAGAAAGGAAGAGGUGGUGACCAGAGAAUACACCAUCAACCUUCACAAGCGACUCCAUAGCUGCACAUUCAAGAAGAAGGCUCCCAAGGCAAUAAAGGAGAUCAGGAAAUUUGCAGAGAAAGCCAUGGGGACAAAGGAUGUAAGAGUUGAUGUGAAGCUGAACAAGCACUUAUGGAGCAGAGGGAUUCGUAGUGUCCCGAGAAGGGUUAGGGUUCGCAUUGCUCGUAAAAGAAAUGAUGAUGAAGAUGCAAAGGAAGAGCUCUACUCUCUGGUAACUGUUGCCGAAAUCCCAGCUGAAGGACUGAAAGGUUUGGGCACCAAAGUCAUUGAUGACGAUGAGUAAUUUACUGAUUUUCUAGUUAAUGGAAACUUGAAUUUUGUUUGAGACCAACAAAUUUACAUCAUAGUUUUUUUUGUUAA